Messenger RNA from Microplitis mediator, 2516 nucleotides. RefSeq names its product zinc finger protein chinmo (gene chinmo). NCBI's taxonomy places the organism in Eukaryota, Metazoa, Arthropoda, Insecta, Hymenoptera, Braconidae. Gene Ontology annotation, biological process: regulation of transcription by RNA polymerase II. The record is from RefSeq and is a predicted model, not a curated record. The transcript is spliced from 7 exons. Gene Ontology annotation, molecular function: protein binding. Gene Ontology annotation, cellular component: nucleus. The coding region runs from base 421 to 1764 and encodes 447 amino acids.
CCCAUACAUUUGUAGUUGAGAAAUCAACGCACUGUUAUUUCGCAAGAAAGCGCUGUGUAUGUACACAAAAUUUUUAGUGUUUAGCGAAAUGACAGAAGACUACAGAACUAUAAUUUCUUGACUCAUGUUGAUUUUAUAUUUUACAAAAUACCAAAAAUGUGAAUAAUAGAUUAAUUGCAUUGAAUUUUACUUACAAGUAAUAAAAAAACUUUGAAUGACAGUAGAAUCCAACAUUUGAAGAGAUUUCUAAAAGUGAAGUUGAAUUUUUCUGUGAAGCAGACUUUGCCGGCUAUUCUUAAUGGAUUAGCUGUUAAAAUGAAGUUGACAUUGGAGUAAUUAAUCGUGCAAUCGAUCAACAAAGGGAUCAACUUUUGGAGACAAUAUCAAGAUUGAACAGUUCUGGGAUAAAAGAAUAAUAUCAUGGACGCUCAUCAACAGCAGUUUUGCCUUAAGUGGAAUAGCUUUGGAAGCAAUUUAGCUACCGCUUUUUCAAAUCUUUUCAAAAGUGAGAGUCUUACUGAUGUAACACUUUUUUGCGAAGGUAUCACAUUUAAAGCACACAGGUUAAUUUUGGCAGCAUGCAGUAAACACUUCCAAGAGCUUUUUGAAGGUAUGCCUCAUUCCUUAGCUGGAUUAAUUGUAAUCUUGGAUGGAACAAGUGCUCACAAUAUGGCAUCACUGCUCGAAUUUAUGUAUCGUGGAGAAGUCCAUGUAUCCCAAGAUUCACUGAGCUCUUUCUUAAAAGCUGCUGAAUACCUUCAGGUAAAGGGGCUAUCGAUUGAACAUGAAAAAUUGGCUGUAGCUCACACACAUGUCUCAGAAAAUAAUACUGUUAUGACUGAAUCAGGAAGUAACAACACUGAGAUUUUAGAAUCAGAACCCAUCAGUAGAGUUUUGAAAAGAGAAGCGACUUCAGUUUCAUCUCCAUCAUCAAAUUAUACUGUACCAAACCUUUACCAUUCUCCUAGUUACUAUGAAAGUCCACAAAAAAGAACACGAUUAAUGAGAUCACCAAGUGAUGUGGAUGCUUCCGGAAAAGUAAGUGUUUUACGAGAUGGAACAACUUUUCGCCCCGCUUCUGCUCCACAUCCAUUACUUCUAGAAAAUCAUGUAUAUCCGACAUUUACUCACCCCUCUGAGAAUUUGACCCAUUCCUACACAGCGCCUCAUACUCCAACUGAGUUGGAGCGAGAGCUUGAACAAGAUCAGUCCGAAGAAAAGAAUAACGAGGAUCUCAAAGAAAGCGUUGCAGAAGAUUUACGUAUAAAACAAGAACCAGUAAUAGUCACUGAUCGAGAGAGCUCUGAUAAAUUAGUCGAAAAAUCAUCAGGAGAAGUGUAUUUAGGUGGAAGAGGAUUUGAAGCUACUAAUUAUGGAUUGGUCAAUGAACAUAAACUUAAUAUAACAACAUUUAAACAGAGUGCAGUUCAAUUGUCUCACCCACCUACGCCAGAUCUCAGCCCAGCACCUACAACGCCUGCUCGAUGGAAUUCUAAAAUAAAUAAAGCUGGAACUGUAAGCACGCCAGAUGGUAAAAAGUUAAAAUGUCCCUUCUGUGAUCGUCUUUACGGAUACGAAACAAAUUUGCGUGCUCAUGUACGACAACGUCAUCAGGGUAUCAGAGUUUCAUGUCCAUUUUGUUCACGUACAUUUACCAGGAACAACACUGUACGAAGACAUAUAGCACGUGAACAUAAAAAUGAAAUUAGUAUCAAAGCUUUCCAAACAGCGAGUCAUCAAGUUACGGAUACAUUACCACAGUAAAAGUCAUCAUUAUAUUUGUUAUACUUGCAUAAAGCAAUCUUUCUAGUAUGUUAUGUUUGUACCAUUAUUCGUUUUUUAUGGUAUUUUCAAGUUACAAUUUUUAUAGUAUUAUAAUGCAUUAACCUGCAUUCGAGUAUAAUUUGCAACUAUGCGUAUGGUCUAUUAUUAUUGAUGGCUAAAAUGAGUUAUUCUCAUUAUUACUACAGUUACCUGUUACUUAGAAAAAAUACACAUAUAUUACUUUAAUUUCAUCUUAUGAAUUAAAAGUUCGCUUAAUCUAUAUAUAUAUAGAUUAUAUUCAUUUUUUUUUCUUCAUUUCUUUUUAAAAUUAUCUAUCGAAGAUUUGAUUCGAAAGUCAUGUGAAAAAACCGUAUUAUAACUAUUAUCUCUUACCACAAUUUAUUACAAUUUACUUUGAUAGUAUCAAUGCAUGAAAAUCGAGAAUUUCAGACGUUCAACUGAAAGAAAAAAAAACAAUUUGAAACCAACCAUUAGUAAAAUGCACCGUAGAUUGUUAUAGAUUACGAUAUUUCUGAGGGAAAUCGGUUUCAUGUGUUGUAUAGAUAUUGAAGUUAAAAACUAUGAAGCAAAGUAAAUUGCCUUGGACUAUAAUGCUACAAAAUACAGAACUAGUCAAUGAAAGUGCAACGGUCAAAUCUAUUAACGUGUUUUUAUUGAUAGACUAAUUGAUAAAUAUUUUAAAAAACAAUAAUAAUAAUAAUACUAAUAUUAAUAUUAAUAAUAAUAUUACC